AUGUCCAGGCAUAAUAACAACUUUUCAGGUACAUCAUCGCCUUUACAGUUUGAGGAAAUUGCAGUUUUUGAAGAGUUUGAAAUUCCAUCGGCACAUAAUUAUAAUAAUAAUGAUAAUAAUGAUAAUGAUGAUAAUAAUGAUGAUAAUAAUGAUGAUAAUAAUGAUGAUGACCCUAAUAGUUCAUCCACUCACAAUCAUAACCACAGAAAACGAGGCCGAGGCCAUCACCAUUCAUCACGACUCCGCAAGUUUGAAGACUCGGAUGCUCAACAACAAUGGGAGGAAUCACUUCAACAAAUUCAAGAUCUUUUAACGUUUAUUAUUGUUCCUGUUGCUGGCAAGUUUCUUGGCCGGAGGUUUGCCUAUUAUUUAUGGGCCCGAUUCACUGCAUACCGGUACGGCACAGCAACUCCGCAAAUCAAAGACAAGGCUGCAUUUGCGGCCACUGGUGUGGUUGAAUCUGCAGUCACACUUUCUGUUUAA
Molecule: messenger RNA, 483 nt
Organism: Magnusiomyces paraingens
Lineage: Eukaryota; Fungi; Ascomycota; Dipodascomycetes; Dipodascales; Dipodascaceae
Exons: 2
Coding region: 1-483 (160 amino acids)
Biological process (GO): mitochondrial outer membrane translocase complex assembly; protein insertion into mitochondrial outer membrane
Cellular component (GO): mitochondrial outer membrane
Source: RefSeq, a predicted model, not a curated record